Cordyceps fumosorosea ARSEF 2679 is the source of this 2004-nucleotide messenger RNA. RefSeq names its product glucose-regulated protein. Gene Ontology annotation, molecular function: ATP binding; misfolded protein binding; heat shock protein binding. The transcript has 4 exons. NCBI's taxonomy places the organism in Eukaryota, Fungi, Ascomycota, Sordariomycetes, Hypocreales, Cordycipitaceae. Gene Ontology annotation, cellular component: endoplasmic reticulum lumen; cytoplasm; endoplasmic reticulum chaperone complex. Bases 1 to 2004 code for a protein of 667 amino acids. Gene Ontology annotation, biological process: endoplasmic reticulum unfolded protein response; cellular response to unfolded protein; protein refolding. The record is from RefSeq and is a predicted model, not a curated record.
AUGGCUCGCCACUCCCGCAGUUCGAUGGCCCUGGGCCUCGGACUCUUGGCUUGGAUCGCGCUCCUCUUUGCGCCCCUCGCCUUCGUUCAGACUGUCAACGCAGAGGUCGCCGACCAAGAAAACUACGGCACCGUCAUUGGUAUUGAUCUGGGUACUACCUACUCUUGCGUCGGUGUGAUGCAGGGUGGCAAGGUCGAUAUUCUUGUCAACGAUCAGGGUAACCGUAUCACUCCGUCUUACGUCGCCUUCACCGAUGAGGAGCGGCUGGUAGGUGAUUCCGCCAAGAACCAGGCCGCCGCAAACCCCUUCAACACCAUUUUCGAUGUCAAGCGUCUCAUCGGUCGCAAGUUCAACGAAAAGGAUGUCCAGUCCGACAUGAAGCACUUCCCCUACAAGGUUAUCUCCAAGGAUGGCAAGCCCAACGUUCAGGUCGAGGUCAACGGCCAGAAGAAGCAGUUCACUCCUGAGGAGGUCUCUGCGAUGAUUCUUGGCAAGAUGAAGGAAGUCGCCGAGUCUUACCUCGGUAAGAAGGUCACCCACGCCGUCGUCACUGUCCCCGCUUAUUUCAACGACAACCAGCGCCAGGCUACCAAGGAUGCUGGUGUUAUCGCCGGUCUCAACGUUCUCCGGAUUGUCAACGAGCCCACCGCUGCCGCUAUCGCCUACGGUCUCGACAAGCAGGACGGUGAGCGCCAGAUCAUUGUUUACGAUCUUGGUGGUGGUACUUUCGAUGUCUCUCUCCUUUCCAUUGAUGAUGGUGUCUUCGAGGUUCUUGCCACUGCUGGUGACACCCAUCUUGGUGGUGAGGACUUUGAUCAGCGCGUCAUCAACCACUUCGCCAAAUCCUACAACAAGAAGAACAGCGUUGACAUCACCAAGGAUGCCAAGGCCAUGGGCAAGCUCAAGCGCGAGGCUGAAAAAGCCAAGCGUGCUCUGUCUUCGCAGAUGACCACCCGCAUCGAGAUCGACGCUUUCUUCGAGGGCAACGACUUCUCCGAGACUCUUACCCGCGCCAAGUUCGAGGAGCUCAACAUGGAUCUCUUUAAGAAGACCAUCAAGCCUGUUGAGCAGGUUCUCAAGGAUGCCAACGUUAAGAAGUCUGAGAUUGACGACAUCGUCCUUGUCGGUGGUUCUACCCGUAUCCCCAAGGUCCAGGCUCUUAUUGAGGAGUACUUUGGCGGUAAGAAAGCCUCCAAGGGCAUCAACCCCGACGAGGCCGUGGCUUUCGGCGCGGCGGUCCAAGCUGGCAUUUUGUCUGGUGAGGAUGGAACUGACGGCCUUGUCCUUAUGGAUGUCAACCCGUUGACGCUUGGUAUUGAGACUACUGGUGGCGUUAUGACCAAGCUGAUUUCCCGCAACACUCCUAUCCCUACUCGCAAGAGCCAGAUUUUCUCGACUGCCGCUGAUAACCAGCCUGUCGUUCUUAUCCAAGUAUUCGAGGGUGAGCGUUCCAUGACUAAGGAUAACAACAUCCUUGGCAAGUUCGACCUCACCGGCAUUCCUCCCGCUCCUCGUGGUGUCCCUCAGAUUGAGGUUUCCUUUGAGCUGGAUGCCAACGGUAUCCUCAAGGUCUCUGCUCACGACAAGGGCACUGGCAAGCAGGAGUCCAUUACUAUUACCAAUGAUAAGGGCCGCCUCACUCCUGAGGAGAUUGAGCGCAUGGUUGCUGAGGCUGAGAAGUACGCCGAGGAGGACAAGGCUACCCGUGAGCGCAUCGAGGCCCGUAACGGCCUCGAGAACUACGCCUUCAACCUUAAGAACCAGGUCAACGACGAGGAGGGUCUUGGCGGCAAGAUUGACGACGAGGACAAGGAAACUAUCAUCGACGCCGUCAAGGAGACUCAGGAGUGGCUUGAGGAGAACGGCGCCGACGCUACCGCCGAGGACUUCGAGGAGCAGAAGGAGAAGCUGUCCAACGUCGCCUACCCCAUCACUUCCAAGAUGUACGAGGGUGGCGCUCCUGGCGGCGAGGAGGCUGACGCCGACUUCCACGACGAGCUGUAA